AUGUUUAAGAACAAAACUGGACAAUCAGGUAUUAAAUUAAUUUUUGGGACUAAUAUAAUUCAAAGUUCAUGGUGGAUAAUAUAAGCUAUAUAAAUGCAUAAACCAAUAAAUUAUUUACUUUGUUUUUUGCAAAUUGGCAGCCUAUUAUUGAAAAUUAUUUAGACUAUUUUGAUUUUGUAAAAUAAAGAACAAAAGUUAAUUGUACAUGUUAUAACCCUUUUGUAUUCUAUAAUUUAAAUAGAAUCUUACUAAAUUUUAGCACCAACUCAUUAAUUAGAUAAUUUUAUUAUUAGUCUUUUGUUAUUUAUUACUUAUACAGAAUAUCUGAAAUUAGCUGUUUAGAAAUUUAGUUAUAUUUGUAAAUUUGGAAUACCUUGUUAUUUGAUGUGUAAAAUAAUAUGGGAAUUGAUAGAAUCAUUCAGUUAUUUUUCAAUAGAAUGCUUAGUUAUAAUAAUUAUAGUUUCCAUUCAUAUUCUAAUUAAAAAAGAUAUUGAAUUGACGAAGUUAGAUUAGAAUUUUGAAAAUAAGUUGAUUGAUUGUUAAUAAAAUAAAAACAAUUAAAAGGAAUCUCCUUUUGUUUAGUUAAAUAAAACAAUAUAAGCAGAGAUAAAAUCUUAAAGCUAAAAUUCAAACGUAUAAUCAGCAAAGAAUAGUUUUAGUCUAUUAAAAGAGUUACCUAGUGAUUAGAAACUUAGUCAAUAUUCAAAUUUAACAAGUCUUUCAAAAUCUAAAUAAUUUAAUAAAACAUUAUUAUAUUAAGAAAACUCAUUACUUCAAUUUUAUCAAAAUUUAAUAAAUCUAUAUCCAUAUGGAAUUUUGAUGUUGAAUUAACAAUAAUAAAUUACAUACAUAAAUAAUAAGUGUGAAAAAAUAUUAGAGUGUUAAGGAGCAGAAAUGGUAUUGGAAAAAAUAAGAAGUUGUGUUAAUGAUGCAAAAAUGGAAGAAAAUAUUCAAGAUUCCUCAUCAUCAAACAGUCAUAUUGAUAAAAAAAAGAAGCCUCUAUUUAAUUAAGAUGUUUUAAAAUAAAUAGUUCGAAAUUUACAAAGUAAAAAUCUUUAUAUUGAUGUAUUUGAUAUUAUACUUUAACCUUUUAAAUAUUAUAAGAAUUUAGAUUUAAAUGAUGAAUCAAGUAAUAAUAAAGAAAUAAAUCAGAAAUCAUUCAAUUAAUAGUUAUUUAUUUAUGAAUGGCUUUUUAAAUCUAACAUAAUUUAAGAAAAAUAGACUAAAAAGAUAAAAUUGAUAAUUAUUCCUACAACAAUGAUCAAUAUUUAAUAAGAAUACUUUCCUUCUCCUUCAUAAGUUAAAUUUUCAACAAAAAACUGCUUAUAAGGAAAUGAAUAAGAACCUAAUGUUUUACUCAUAAUAAUAAAAAAUAUCUCUAACAAACAUCAUUAUUAAAAUUUGAAAGAUUAAUAGAUUAUACAUCAUAGUCUUAUUAAAUCUUUCUCACAUGAAUUAAGAACUCCUUUGAAUAGCUGUUAAUAAAUGUUAACUCUUAUGAGAAAUGGAAAUAAAACAAAAAAUUUCUUAGAAUAAUUAGAUCUAGCUUAAUGUUCGAUUUCAUUACUAACUAAUUAAAUAAAUGAUAUUUUAGAUUAUGCUGCAAUUUAAACUAAUUAAUUUUCUUAUCAUUACACAACAUUUUAAUUAUAAUCAAUAAUUGCUGAUAUAGAAUCUUUAUAUAAAUAAUAAAUGUCUCAUAAAAAUAUUAAGUUUAAGAUUAAGGCAACUUAAAUUUUAACAAAUAUAAUGAUAUAUAAUGAUAAAUAAAGAAUAUUUUAGAUACUUAUAAAUUUGUUAAAUAAUGCUAUAAAGUUCACUUAAGAAGGAGGUUUUGUUAAAAUUAAUUUUACAGAAGUUGAAAACUGUUUUAUAAAUAUUAAAGUUAAGGAUAACGGAAUUGGUAUUAAAAAAAAUAGAUUACUUGAAAUCUAAAAUAGAUUGCGUGAUAUUUAAGAUUUUGGCGCAAUUCUAAAAUAAAAUACAGAAUAUAAUAGACCAGGAUUAGGUCUAACUAUUGCUUCAAAAUUAGUAAAAGGUUUAAUAAAUUCUAAUGAUAAUUAACUUCGUAUUUUUUCAAAAGAAAAUAAAGGAACAGUAAUAUAAUUUCAAAUACAAAAUAAAUAAUAAAAUAUUUAUGCAUCAUCACAUCCUAAUUCAUAAUAAACAGGUAGAUUUAAUUAAAUAGGAAAUUAGUAUACAUUUAGUGAACGUAAAUCUGAUGAUCAAAUAAUCUUUAAAUCAAGUUUAUCAAAUUAAAAAAUUUAAAAUGUUGAAAGUUUUGAAUAAUAAUCUAGUUCAUAUAAUAAUACAUCAAGAUUGAAUGAUAAAGAUGAAUAAUCUGUUAUCUUUUUACCAAAUAGUCCUAAUUAUUUUUCACAUUAAAUUGUACAUUAGAAUAUAAUUAAAUAAAGUAAUAUUUGUUUAAAUUGUACGCAUGUUCUAAUAGUUGAUGAUAUUCCAUUUAAUUAAAUAGCUCUGAAAAUGAUUCUUAAUCAUCAUAAUAUUAUAGCAGACCAAGCCUUUGAUGGAUUUUAAGCAAUAGAAAAAGUAAAAACUAAACUAUAAUAACAUUGUUAAAUUUAUAAAUUAAUUUUUAUGGAUAUAGAAAUGCCAGGGUUGGAUGGAUUUUAAGCUAGUAAAUAGGUAAAUUCUUUAUAUUUAUUUAGAUUCUUGAACUAACAUAAUAAUAAUCUAUGAUAGUAAUUUGUUCUGCAUAUGAUACAAAGGAGAAUUUUGAGAAAGGAUAAAAAAUGGGAAUAUAUUCUUUUCUACCAAAACCUAUAAAGAAAGAUGAAUUGGAAGUACUAUUAAAUGCUAUUUUUAAUUUAAAAUCUCAAUGA
This is a messenger RNA of Paramecium sonneborni, 2843 nucleotides long. NCBI's taxonomy places the organism in Eukaryota, Ciliophora, Oligohymenophorea, Peniculida, Parameciidae. The record is from the annotation of a GenBank genome assembly.